Messenger RNA from Malassezia japonica, 480 nucleotides. RefSeq lists its product as uncharacterized. Gene Ontology annotation, biological process: translation. Gene Ontology annotation, molecular function: structural constituent of ribosome. Gene Ontology annotation, cellular component: ribosome; mitochondrial large ribosomal subunit. Bases 1 to 480 code for a protein of 159 amino acids. The record is from RefSeq and is a predicted model, not a curated record. The transcript has 2 exons. Lineage: Eukaryota; Fungi; Basidiomycota; Malasseziomycetes; Malasseziales; Malasseziaceae.
AUGUGGGUGAGUGCGGUGCGUAGCGCGAUGUUUGUGCCUAGCCGGGCGGCGUUUCUGGCCCCCCGCGCUUCUCUGUUCACUACCCCUCCCUCUAUUGCGCAGCGUGUGCGUUUUUCGAGCACAAAUGUGCCCGAAGAGGCGGAGGAGCAGCCCCACCCUACGUCUGCCGGUCCCCUGCCGAUUCGAUACCCCUACUUUGUUUCGCGUGUCGGCGUGAACGGAAUGAACCUGCCUGUGUAUACGGAUAUCCGCAACGCACGCAGCCGGUACCUGACGAAUAUCCGCAAGGUCGAGGGCGACGUAACCGCGCUCUGUCGCGACUUGUUUGAAGACUUUGGCUGGGGCGAUCCGUUCAACAAGCUGAACCCCAACGCUGAACUGCUUGUGCGCACGACGCAGCAGGCGGGAUCCAAAAUGAUUGUCAUCCGCGGCAACUGGUCGCGCGACGUCAAGGCCUGGCUCGAGGAGCGCGGCUUUUGA